This is a messenger RNA of Adineta ricciae, 2427 nucleotides long. NCBI's taxonomy places the organism in Eukaryota, Metazoa, Rotifera, Eurotatoria, Adinetida, Adinetidae. The record is from the annotation of a GenBank genome assembly.
AUGACUACCAAUUCAUUAUCUCAGCUGACUACUCAGUUGAAUGGAAUAGGAGAGAAAGGUCUGAAUAUCAAAAUUACUUGGUCGGCUGGUACGACUACAGAAUUUCUUGACGUCUACGUCAGUAAUGAAAAUGGACAAUUGAAAACAUCUGUCUAUCAUAAGCCAGUAGCCGAACCUUAUAUUUUACUGUUUCUAUCCGAACAGCUGCGUCACGUUCAUCGGAACGCAAUCAAGGAUGCUCUCUUUCGACAACAUCAAGCACUAUCAUUAUUACCCGACCGAUCAGUGGAUCAAAUAGUUUAUGAACAACUGCAUAAAAAGACUCUUGUUCUAUUAUCACGACGUGAACAACAGCGAGAUGAAUUAAUAACAGACUACGAUACCAACGAGCAGCAACAAAUCGAUCAAUCAAAAUAUUGGAGGAAUAAAAACACCGCUGUUCAGUAUACUUUUCAAAGCGGUCCUUUGUUAACAUUGAAAGACAAGCUCAAUAAUCUUUGGAAAAAAACAUUAUGUUUAGUAAUUGUGGCACUAAAUAAUAAUAUAAUGUUGUUCAAAGGAUAUGGUAAUGGAACAUUUUCAUUGAAUCAAAUCUCUUCAACUGGUGACAAUUCAUGUUCAAGGGCAAUUGGAUUUGGAUAUUUUAAUUCUAAUGAUCUUGUCGACAUUUCUGUUGUCAAUUAUGGCACUAAUACUCUUGGUGUUUUCGUCGAUAGUACUUACAUAGGUGGUGAACGUCAAUCGACAUAUUCAACUGGUUCUUCAUCUCAUCCACGAGAUAUUUUCAAAGACAUAUUCAACUGGAAUUGGUUCUUCUCCCCAAUCGGUGAUGUCAAUAAUGAUAACAAACAGGAUAUUGUCAUUGUUAAUUCUGGUUCGAACGAUGUAUUGACAUUUCUUAAAUAUGAUUUGAUAGUUUUUCACAAACAAAUCUCAUAUUCAACCGGCAAAACUUCUUCUCCAAAUUCAAUAUCAAUUGCUGACUUCAAUAAUGAUCAUCAAUUAGAUUCUGUUGUUGCUAAUCAAAAUAGUAACAAUAUAGGUGUUUUCCUUGGAUUAGUCGAUGGUCUCUUUUCUAAUCAAACAAUCUAUUCAACUACACUUCGAGCAUAUCCAAAAUCAGUUAAUACUGCUGAUAUUAAUAAAGAUCAAAAUAUGGAUGUCAUUGUCACGUGUCUUUGGAGUUCAAAGAUCGCUGUUCUUCUUGGAUUCGGUAAUGGUACAUUAUCCAAUCAGAUAUAUUUUUCAUUUCCGACUGAUGCAGGACCAACCGAAACAGCUGUGGGUGAAUUUAACAAUGACGGUCAUUUAGACAUUGUUGUUACGCUUCAAUUUGCACGUGAAAUAGCUGUUUUACAAGGUUAUAGUAAUGGAAGUUUUUCUCCUGUAACAAAUUAUUAUUUGGGUAUUGAUUCAUAUCCGAAUGCACUGUCUAUUGCUGAUCUGAAUAACGAUAGUUUCUUAGAUAUUGUUAUUGCCAGUAAUUCAGAGGGACGUCUAUACAUAUUUCAAGGGUAUGGAGAUGGAACUUUUGUAGAUGGUAUUACUUUGUCAACUGGACUUAAUUUACUUCCACGAUCUCUUCUUAUCGCUGAUUUGAAUAAAGAUAAAUUUUGGGAUAUCGCUGUUGCUAAUUCUGGUUCGGAUAAUAUUCAAAUCUUCUUUGGCGAUGUUGAUGGAAGUUUUUCGGAUGAAACGAUUCUUUCGACUGGAAGUGAUUCUACGCCAUAUGCGAUUUCUAUUUCUAAUUUUAACAAUGAAAAACAGUUGGAUAUUGCUGUUCUUAAUUAUGGAUCAAAUACGUUAGGAAUUCUUUUUGGAUGUAACGAUAAAAGAUUUUUUGAUCAAAUAACUUAUUCAACCGGCGAUUUUUCUCAACCCUACGACAUCGCUAUUGGCGACCUUAAUAACGAUCAAUAUCUGGAUGUUCUUAUUGUUAAUUUAGGAACUGAUAAUGUUGGUUCAUUUUUAGGAUAUGCGAUAGAAGAUUUCAUCAGUGUUCCAUCGGAUUCUAUUGGAUCAUCAAUAUCGCAAUUGACAUCUCUUGCCAGCGGAGAUUGGAAUAAUGAAACGAAAGUAGAUGUUGUUGUUACUGAUAAUUCAACAAACACUAUCAAAAUCUUAUUUGGAUCACGUUAUGGAACUUUUAGUGAUGAAACAAUCUAUUCAACUGGUAAUAAUUCUCAUCCGACAUCUGUUGUUGUUUCUGAUCUAAAUAAUGAUCAUUUCUUGGAUAUUAUUGAAACAAAUUCUGGUACAAAUAAUAUUGGAAUUUUCUUCGGAAACGCAAAUGGAACAUUUCAAAAUCAACUUACACAUUUUACUGGAGUUGAUUCACAACCGAAUUCUGUUGUUAUUCUAGAUUUUAAUAAUGAUACUUAUUUGGAUAUUGCUGUGACUAAUUAUGGUUACACCACAAUAUUAUAA